Molecule: messenger RNA, 3221 nt
Organism: Varanus komodoensis (Komodo dragon)
Lineage: Eukaryota; Metazoa; Chordata; Lepidosauria; Squamata; Varanidae
Gene: SOX8
Product: SRY-box transcription factor 8
Exons: 3
Coding region: 16-1155 (379 amino acids)
Biological process (GO): enteric nervous system development; morphogenesis of an epithelium; negative regulation of transcription by RNA polymerase II
Cellular component (GO): nucleus
Molecular function (GO): RNA polymerase II cis-regulatory region sequence-specific DNA binding; DNA-binding transcription factor activity, RNA polymerase II-specific
Source: RefSeq, a predicted model, not a curated record
UGGAGCCUGGUGCCCAUGCCCGUGCGGGGCAACGGCGCGCUGAAGGCCAAGCCGCACGUCAAGCGGCCCAUGAACGCCUUCAUGGUGUGGGCCCAGGCGGCGCGCAGGAAGCUGGCCGACCAGUACCCGCAUCUGCACAACGCCGAGCUCAGCAAGACGCUCGGCAAGCUCUGGCGUUUGCUAAGUGAAAGCGAGAAGCGUCCCUUUGUGGAGGAAGCCGAGAGACUGAGAGUUCAGCACAAGAGAGACCAUCCAGAUUAUAAAUACCAGCCCCGCAGGAGGAAGAGUGUGAAAGCAGGCCAGAGCGACUCUGAUUCAGGAGCUGAGCCGAGCCAUCAUGGUGGGAACCAGAUCUACAAAGCAGACACGGGGCUGGGAUCCAUGAGCGAAACUCAUCCCCAUGCAGACCAUGCAGGGCAGACCCACGGACCCCCCACGCCCCCCACCACCCCUAAAACAGACCUUCACCAUGGCAGCAAACAAGAGCUGAAGCACGAAGGGCGCCGCCUAGUGGAGAGUGGUCGCCAGAACAUAGACUUCAGCAACGUGGACAUUUCUGAGUUGAGCAGCGAGGUGAUCAGCAACAUGGAGACCUUUGAUGUCCAUGAGUUUGACCAGUACUUGCCACUCAAUGGCCACGCCACCAUGGCAGCCGAUCACGGGCCGAACUCCACCGCGGGGUCUUAUGGAGCCUCCUACUCCCAUCCAGCGAGCGGCAACAGUGGCGCAGCCGCUCAGGGUUGGACUCACAAGAGCCCUUCCUCCGCGUCCCCUUCCUCCGGCGAGACCGGGCAGCAGAGGCCCCACAUCAAGACGGAGCAGCUCAGCCCAAGCCACUACAGCGACCAGCCCCACAGCUCCCCGGCUCACUCCGACUACGGCUCGUACAGUUCCCAGGCGUGUGCGACCACCGUGGCUUCGGCUGCGGCCGCAGCCUCUUUCUCCAGCUCCCAGUGCGACUACACAGACCUCCAGACCUCCAACUACUACAAUCCGUAUCCCGGCUACCCUUCCAGCCUCUACCAGUACCCCUACUUCCACUCCUCCCGCAGGCCAUACGCCACCCCCAUCCUGAACAGUUUGUCGAUCCCUCCAUCGCACAGCCCCACGGCGACCUGGGACCAGCCCGUCUACACAACUCUGACAAGACCUUGAAAGGAUAGGCAGAGCUGCCGUUCGAGGCCUUCCUCCCUUUCCAGCGUAUGCACUACAUGAGAACAAAAACGGAAUGCAGACAGCAAAAUCCACGCUGGGGCACCACAUCACUGCAUCAAGUGCCUCCCAUUCUUCUGAAUGACUGGGCAUCCCUCCCAAAAUCUUUUAAAUUUUUCCAAGACAGAGGUCUAUUUUCUUUAUUAUUAAUAAUAAUUAAUAAUUAAAAACAUCUGGACAGAUGAUUUCUUUUGAAUACAUGAAGGACAAUAUAUUCCAUAUAUUCCAACUCCUCCAUGAGGACUUGAAGAGAAGUGCAUGGUUUGUUUGUAGGACAGUGCAAGAUUACGGGAGAAGCUGAUCUUUAAGGGUCUAUUGCAAUCUGAAGAUAAUUCAGCCUUGGGACAAGGAACCCAAAUGGACUUUAAAAUCUAACCUUCUAAUUAAUAAUGCUUAGGGACCAUUUGAGACUCUCUUGGGACCAAUCAAUCACCUAAAGUCAGAUUUCUUCAUUUCAGUUGCAAAGUCCUCUAAGCAAGGUUUGGCUGUAAUUAACUUUAUGUUUGGAAGCUCAUAAAAGUGUUUUGAUUUUUUGGUCAUCAUUUUGGGGUAAAUCUGUUAAAACUAUGUAUUUAUGUUCUGUGUAAUUUUGUCUUUUUAAUUAAUGAAGUAAUUCUGUGCAAGAAGUAGAUUUUUUAAGAGAGAUUUUAAAGGGUGUAAAUUAGUGGAGACAAGAUGGAUCCCCCCCCCCCUUUACUGUACUUAAAACUUUGCAGGGUUUUCAAUCAUAACGGUACAUUUUAAAUGCUUUGUAGAAUGAAGUGGUAAAUUAAGGGCUUGAAGGAAGUGUACGAGAAGAAUCUGAGGGUUAAUUUUGUUGGUGCUCAGCACGACGUCUGGGUAAUGGCAGUGCUUGAGCAUCUGAGCUUGUUGGACCAGUCCCUGAUGUCUUCCUGGCCCAGCUCCCUUCGAAACGAAGCUGCCUGCCCAAGGAGCAUGAACGAAGGUGUUGGCCUUGCUCCCUUUGGCGGCCGGCACCAGAGCGCAGGCUCUCCUUCACCUUGAGUCGCUCCCAGGGCCUGUGCGGAAAUGCAGGUGUGGCCCAGAAGAGUCCGUGCAGCCACAAGACUCAGAGACCCUCCCCAGGCAGGCAGCUGGGUGGGCCCAGAUCCACAGACCAGUUUGAGCAGGGUUCAGUGGCACUUUGGUCAAAAGAAGUGGGUCAGGGUUGUCUGUCCAAAGUGAAGCAAUCAUUGCUGCAUCAUGCGCUUGCUGUUAAAUAGACAUAAAAAGAAAAACCCUCCUAUGAUGAGGGGUGCCACUCAGCUUAAAGGGAACAGACCUGGUGGAGGGGGGCAUGUUGGUAGCAUCCCCACUGAUGAAGAAUGUAGGUGUGGCAUCCCCGAGUCCGUUGCACCACUGCGUUGCUCCAGUCUCUUCUUUCAGCUUGGGAUCCUCAGAGCUCCGUGCAGCUUGCCUGAAACAUCCAUGAUUCUGUCAGCCCGGAACUGCCUGCCUGUUGGUGUUAGCGGGUGCUUUCUGGGGCCUGAGAUUGUAAGAGGAGGUGCAGCACCUUCCUUUCUUCAGCUCCUGCUGAAGAUGGUGCGUCUGAGCAUGGGUUCCGUUUCUCUCUGACAUCCCCUUUCAGGGGUGGUUCAAACUUUCCUAUACUGGAGGCAGGAAAACAUGUGCAGACUGCCAUCUGCUCCCACAGUGCCUGACCUGGUGGAAGGACCACCCGCAGCAGAAGGCGCUGGGCCGAGCAGGCUCCCCCGGGAGCUGUGCUCGUCACUUGUCCUGGCCAGCCCGCCUCUCCCCAACCCCUUUGGCCCUUCCCAGCAGAUUCUCCGUGUGAGCCAGGGGGCAGGAGACGAGAACGGCCUGUUCUCACAGGCACCUUUAAUGCAGCGGGCGAGUCGGAGCAGUGGGGCUCUCCAGAGGGCCAGCUCAUCCCCCCCCCCCAGUGGACAGCUGCCCUGGAGAUGCCCCCCAGUUGCCCUUCCUGCUGUGGCUUUGAGGCCGUCCGGAGUUGCCACGGAGGGCGUGGCCAGCCCUGCUGGCUUCGCCCC